Messenger RNA from Pocillopora meandrina, 11833 nucleotides. NCBI's taxonomy places the organism in Eukaryota, Metazoa, Cnidaria, Anthozoa, Scleractinia, Pocilloporidae. The record is from the annotation of a GenBank genome assembly.
UGGUCUUACUGGGGCUGUGGCUCGUACGGCUGGAGACGGGGCGAGAUUAAUGUUGUCAUAACAACCUCAGACGAUCAAGUUCUUUUGCCGCCACACGAGUUCAUCGCAAAUAAUAGUGCUAAAUGGUCCAAGGUUCCUGGAUAUGACUCACUUUCCACAGAGUUAGUGCUGUCGUUUUUCAGCCCCUCCCAAGUCGGCUACCACCAAGAGUUACGAGUGUGGUAUGGCGAGGAUCUAAUGAAUGCUGGCGAGGGAGACAAUGGAGGCACCGCUUGCGUUGAUGUAUAUGCAAUUUUCGUCUGAGCUUUCACUGAGCAGCAAGUAGUCGUAACAAAACUUUUCAUAGUUUUUAUGUAAUGGAAUCAUAAACUAGGAAAGCGCCUACUUUUUAGAUCAAGGUUAUCACUUUUCUGUUCUUAGGACCAGUCCUUAUUUACCACCGGGGGGAAGGGAGCGGGGGAAGGGAGGGGGGAGAGAUAGAAGGAUUUGAUUAACGAAGAGGGGGGGGGGAUAAGUCCUCGGUAACAGAGUAUAAAGUGAGAAUUAUAGAAAACUGGGUGUUCCUUUUUUCCAUUCAUCCACUGUCCCCUUCCCUCUUCCCUCCUUUAGGAGCCUGGCUACGCAGGUUACGAUUUCUGUUGGAGUGUUUUUAAACGAGGGGUGCACCUCAAACAGUAUUGAUAAUAGAAAUAAAAAAAAGUAAAAACAUGUAAGGUCAGCUUUAUGUUAUGUAACAAAAGCAAUUUUCACAAGGAAAAUAAGAGUAACUGCUUCCCGAUGAGUCAAGUUUCUUUCUUUCCAAGCCUAGGGAUUCAUCUUCUCCUCGAGCCUCUAAAUGCGUGUAAAAUGUAGCAAAUUGACGGAAAAGAUUGAAAAGGAAGAAUAAUUAUAUAUAUUAUCAAGAAAGGUCAUUUCUGUCGAUUGUAAAAGCAGUUACGCUUUGAAAUCAAAAAGGCGUUUAAAACGAAGACCAAACGGAUCACUAAUUCGAAACUAUUUUCAAACCUGAAAGCGCAUAAGCUGUUGCAUGCCCAAAUUUUUCAACUCCUAGCCGGGUAUGGGUAACUGGCUUCUAAAUUCUACAGUGUUACCCUUGAAUCAUAGAUAAGGUCAUGAGAAUAAAGGAAAUGAUCACCAAUUUAAGAAGCUCCUGAUUGCCAAACAAAUUCCUACGUUUGUUUACUUUUGCGUUUUCUUCUUUACAAAUCGUGCCAAUUGUUAAAUAAUCUCAUCUCAUUUAAUUAAAUGUUGAAUAAGCAGUUCGCUUCCAUCUGUGUAUAUAGUCAAAUAAACUGAGCAGCUGGUCCAUACCGGUGCAAAAACAUGUGAUGCAAAAACAGGUGACACCUGACGUUGCAUUGUACUCGUUAAUCGAUUAAGAAAGGGAUGGCUUAUCAACAAAAGGGAGAACAAAACUUGAAUGAUAUUUCUACGUUUCUCAUGAGUUCAACUUCAUUCCAUUUCCUCUAUUUUUUAAGCGAGCUGAGAUAAACUUAAAGAAUGCCAAUUUCACCCUUAAGCUUUGCUGAGAGCCUUUGGAUGGGGCUUUAUUUGGAUAUCGCGGUUCCCAAACCGUUAGAGCUUUCAAAUUACGAUCACUCGGGGUAGGUGACCGCUGAUUGAUCUGCAUGACAUUAGAUACCCUUGCAUGGUGAAUGUAGCCAUAAUUCAAGUCAAUAAUGUCUAGUUGAACGUCAAGGACGUUAGAGAGACAUCAUUUUUAAGGUAACCUUCUUUCUACCCGAAAAUGAAAUUUCAAACAGCGUUAAGCAUUUCAGUUUCAAUUUUAUCUAUUUGAUAAUUUGUUUCUAAACAUGUAAAAACUUAAAAAUCAUGCGAUGGCUUCACACAAAAAACUCUACCUGGUCAAGCAAACGAUUGUUCACGAUAAUUGUGAUAUAUCUGUCGUCUCUGAAUCCUGGCUGGACCCUCCCACGACUAAUAAUGACAUCCAAAUUCCUGGCCAUAUCAUUUUCAGGCAGGAUAGAGAUCCGCAUAAAUCUGGGGGCGGGAUCGUUGUCUACAUUAGAAACUCAUUUAAAGCAUCGAUCAUCGAUAACUCGCCAGCAACUAUGGAUGCUAAUUCCCAACAACUCUGGCUUAAAGUCCAGUGCAGGAAAUCAAAAUCUUUUCUACUAUGCGCUGCUUACAGGCCAGACUUAGUAUCCAUGUCUAGAUUCCUGGACGAUUUUAUCACCUCUUUUAUGGACUCGCUUCUUCUAGGAAUGGAAGGUAUGGUUGCUGGUGACCUAAAUGCAGACAUUUUGCCGGGCUCCUCUUGUCCUGAGGGUCGAGCUUUGAUGGAUCUCUGUAAUUCACUUAAUCUCUCGCAGCUUGUUACACAACCAACAAGGACCACUGAUACAUCUGUAACGUUAAUUGAUGUGGCGCUUACAACAAACAAGAGCUUUAUUACUAUCUGCGACGUAAAUAUUUCGGCAGAUGCUGAUUAUUGAUUGGUGGCGGUCACAUUGAAUCUCAAAGCUUUAAAACCUCGGCCUUUUUUAUAUUUUCACCAGAAGCUACAAAAACUAUAACUCUGAGUUAUUCCUAAGUGAUUUGAUGUGUGACCCUUUUCACCUUGUUAAUAUUUUUGACGAAAUCGAUGGCCAAGUUGAUGUAUUCAAAGAGUUAUUCCUCGACACGCUGAGUGAACACGCACCAAUUAAGCGCAUCAAGAUCAAGUCACGCCCGAAUCCGUUUAUCACACCUGAGAUCAAACAAUUGAUCAAAACCUGCAACAGCUGGCAAAAAAAGGCACGUAAAACAAACAACAAACGACAAACGACAAACGACAAACGACAAACGACAAACGACAAACGACAAACGACAAACGACAAACGACAAACGACAAACGACAAACGACAAACGACAAACGACAAACGACAAACGACAAACGACAAACGACAAACGACAAACGACAAACGACAAACGACAAACGACAAACGACAAACUCCAUUGAGGCGCUUUUUAAGAGCGUGUCCACGAGAGCACCGGGCAGUCGUUCCACAUGCCGUCUCACCGAUUUCAAUGAAACUUUGCCAGUUUAAAGGGUCUCCCAAAACUCAAGAAGACAAACUAGUUUCUGCUUUGGUUUUUUCCGGGGGGAGAUAGACCACCCCCCGGUUUUUCUUGGUUUUCACCGAGGAAAUCGCUUCAAAAUAGGUAAGAUGUAUGACGCUCUCACUGCGAUGGUAUUUAAUCAAUUAUUCUGAGAGUUUGCACACACAUUUUUACAUCCUUAGUUAAUGUUCGCCGCAAGUAUAAGUCCAUUUGAUUGACGGCUUGUCAAUCAACAGAGGUAAAUAUACGACUGUGUUUUUAGACUUUUCGAUUCAUCCAAAUAUUUGACAACUUUGAGGUCAAAUAUCUCCCGUUGUCAGAAAGCUACAACACUAAUCUUAAUUACCUUUUAUAAUCUAUUAUUUCAUCUCUGAAAAUCAUCAAAAAAAUCUUUGGACACUACCGUAUUUUUGUGUUGGAUGUCUUUUAAAAUCUGCGACUGUGACAAGUUUCUUUCAACUACACCUGUCACGCAAUUCUUGCUCUAGGCGAUCACUUGACGAAAUAAACCUACGUUUUUUAGCUCUUUAUAUAAGAUGAUUGAUCAAGAAAGGUGAAAAAUGUGAAAAACUUUCGAGGGUUUUUGUAGGAAUGGAAAAUUUCACGUUUAGAGAGAUGCAUGUAGACGAAAAAUCAAUGAGAAAAUCGUAGCGUUUCUUUCUUCAGUCGUUUAUUACUUUGGAGAUUUGCGAAAAUCAGGAAAUAGGGCUCUUGUACAGAACAAAAAAUUCAUUGGCCUAUAAUUUGAUCGUCUAUUAUCAUUAUCGCACAGUUUACUAUGAGGAAACUGUGGAGCAGGAGAGAGAUUUUAAAGUCACAUGUCGGGUGCUUGUUGACGUAUAUGUAUGACGCCAUGGAAUCUGAAGGUCUGAGGUUUGAUUCCUCAUGGGAACUCAGAAUUUUUUCUUUGUUUGUUUGUUUCUUUUUUUCUUUCCCAAUGCCAUUAACAGUUGUAUAAGCCGUGUGAAGGAUUUCUUGCUAGUAAUGAGAGAAGCAGAGUUAGCAUUGGAACAAGGACUUCAAGUGAAGUCUCCCACUGAAUUGGAUAUUGAAAGUGUUGACGAUGGUGCUCCAUUUAUUGAAAUGGUAAGCAUAACCCUCUAUACCCUAACAUCAGAGAGUAUAUUCUUCAUACUGUUCUCUAUAACCUUCCUGAGGUGCUGACAAGGAGAAUUUGUUGAAAAAUAAGAAGCUGCUCUAAUCGGUGAUCAUUUCCUUUAUUCUCAUGACCUUAACGUUUGAUUCAGGGGUGAUAUUGUAAGGAGAAAUUAGAUGUUAGUCACUCUUAUGGCCAAAGCGUUGAGAAAAAAAAAAUGCAUCCCAAUUAUUUUCUGCAAGUAAGAUUGCGUGCUGGAGCACCCAGCCACCAGAUGCAUCGCAUGCACUCGGAGCAAGGUGUUUUUGACAUUGACUUAUUAUUAUUUUUUCUUAAUUGUAUUUGUUUUGUUGUUGUAUUUGUCUUGUUCGAGUCCCACUUCCCAGUCCCACCUUUAGUCACAGCCCAGUAGGCCUCUUCUUCGAUUAAAUGCAAGAGCAAUUUAAAAAUUUUUUCAUAUAAAUUGACUGAACAACUUUGCGGAACGCAAGGAAUCAUGUUUGUUUUCGAAACAAAUCCUCUUUUAUACGCCAUUUCGUAAGUCUUCGGUGCCAAGAGAUUAUAAAGAUCAGCAUAAUCUUUGUCGGAGCAGAUUACUUUUAACAAUUUCGCCGUUAGGAAAACGCUCAUAUGUUUUCUUUGAAUUUAUCAUCUAUGCAAUAGUAAAGAGACAAUCCAAGCUUGAUACUUUUUGAUAUUUUGUUUCGAUAGAGUUUGUGGGCAGUUGAGUUCCCAGAGUAGAUUAGAGCGGUCUUUAUCUUGAUCGAUCUUCUGAUACCGUCCCGGUCCAGGGUUUUUGGUUUACUGCGGUUCUACCAGCAGGAAAAGCAGUUUAGAACAUCAAGAGCACCGACAGUCAAACGUCCUGUUUUGGAGAGACUGGCUGGAAUUUCAGUACAAGAUUGUCUGAGCGCGUGGUGAAUGAGAUCAUUUUAUCUAUUCUGAAUCUGCUUAUAUAACUGUUGUGACGCUAAAUUGUCCUUGCUGUAACGGUAACUGUGUUCCCAAGCUCAACGGCAUCGACCACAUGAUUGACGAGCGAUGUCAGGAACCACGGUUUGGACCAAGACUCGCGCCUAUGAAUUCUUUCACAUAUAUGCUUCGGUGUGAGCGUGUGGUGAAUGAGAUCAUUUUAUCUAUUUUGAAUCGGCUUAUCUAACUGUUGUGACGCUGAACUGUCCUCGCUGUAACGGUAGAUGUCUUCCCAUGCGCAACAGCAUCGACCGUAUGACCGACGGGCUGUAGAAACAGCUAGAAAUCCUAUUUAAGUAUAUUAAUUAAUCAUAUAUACGGCUCAUGCGAACCGGACUUGAAUCGAGACUUAAAGAAUUCCUUACAGGAAACUACACAGCCGUGCAAAAACACGUACUGUGCGUAAACGACUGAAGCACUUUGUUUUAAAAGCACAGGGAAAUGAAUAAACUUACCUGCAGCACUUCUCUUCACGGCCAACAACCCAAGAAUUGAAACGAACAGGAAAAUGAAAAUAGAUUUCAUGUUAACUUCAAACAGAGCGACUGGUGUUCUAUCCUCCGCCACGAGUCUGCAGUAACUGUAUCAUGCAUCGUGAUCCUCUCAUAGUAUACCUACUUUCAAAGGGCAUACCAAUAUAUGGCGGUAUGAAAGUCGUCCCACUUUUCAGGCCUGUGAUUGGCUGAAAAUAUCUGAUUGGAAUCGCAAUAUUGAGAUAAAUUCUCACAUCUUCACUCCAGAAUUUUCGGGCGCUUUUAUCCUUAUACUGGCUGGACGACGAUAGGGAACCACUUGCGAAUCUGAGAAGCCAAUACUGCAUUACAUAGGUGGCGUUAAGAGAAUUAAGGGAUGUUGACCAUUUAAACCGAGAUUCCUGAAAUUCGGGCGUAAAUAGUUAGUUCUGUGUUUCUGUUUACAACCAUAGAAACGCGUUUUUUUUUUCGAGGCGUAGCCGAGAGCAACUCUAGCUUCUUGAGCCAAUUGUUUCGUUUAUGACGGAUGCACAGUACUCAAAACACUUUCAAAGGUCUGGAAAAUGAAGCUACGUUUUCUUGGAAUGGAUUGCUACCUACAUUAAUCGUGAAAGAAAAACCAAGAUAAAUUUGUUACUUAAUUUGUUACAACUGACGUUGUCGCAUCUAUUUAAGUCAAGGAUUCGUUUUAAGAAAGAGCAAUACAGAAAUCCCGUAUUGAGCUCUGCAACCUAUCUAUGAAUAUGACAUUUUCCCAACAGGAACAAGAUAUUUCUUUGCUUAAACUUCUGGUUUUUUUUGUUUUUUUGUUUUGUCUUUUUUUUUCGACAAGCUCUUUCACAGUCUAGUUCAACAUUUCGUGCAACAAUUCUACGCUAUUUCUGCAAUGUUGUAUCUCGACUUGUCUGGGGGAAAUUCAGUAAAUAUGGAAUAUUUGUAUAUUGUGGCUAAUUCCAUUCGGGAUUUUAGUGCGUCCAAUACCCUAUCUUUUGACCAACCGGUUUACAGAUGAAUGUAAAUAUCCAUGAUCUAGAUUUAAAGAGAUUAUGUAAAGGGCAAUACGAGAUUUGGCACUGCACUCCUUCGAACGUCAGACAUUAAUUAAAAAUUGGUUCAUGCUUUGAUUUGUUACUUAAUUUGUUACAACUUACGUUGUUGCGUCUAUUUAGGUCAAGGAUUCGUUUUAGGAGAGAGCAAUACGGAAAUCCCGUACUGAGGCAGUAAAAGAGAAAACCAACGGACAAGGAGACUCGGCAUCAGCGCCGUCACGGUUCGCUUCACUGUCCGAGGGUGAAAUGCGACAAUUUUUGACAAAAAAAUAUUGUCUCGGGCAACUCUUACGCUUCUUUCGUGCUCUCCAAACUUCCCACGUGCUACAUAACUUGAUAGUGCACGCUAAAGCAUGAACCAAUUGUUAAUUAAUGCCUGACGUUCGAAGGAGUGAAGUGCCAAAUCUCGUAUUGCCCUCUACAUAAUCUCUUUAAAUCUAGAUCAUGGAUAUUUACAUUCAUCUGUAAACCGGUUGGUCAAAAGAUAGGGUAUUGGACGCACUAAAAUCCCGAAUGUAAUUAGCCACAGUACACAAAUAUUCCAUUUUUACUGAAUUUCCCCAAGAUGGGGCUUACAGGCUAGUCGAGAUGCAACAUUGCAGAAACAGCGUAGAAUUGUUGCACGAAAUGUUGAACUAGACUGUCAAAGGGCUUGUCAGAGAUAAAAAAAAAACAGAAGUUUCAAUAAAAAAUAUCUUGUUCCUGUUGGGAAAAUAUCAUAUAUAUAUAUAUAUAUAUAUAGAUAGGUUGUAGAGUUCAAUACGGGAUUUCUGUAUUGCUCUCUCUCAAAAUAGAUCCUUGUCGUAAAUAGAUACAACAACGUAAGUGCUAAAAUGCUCCAAAAGAAGAAAGAUGUAAACAAAUUCAGUUAUCUUGGUUUUUCUCUCCCCAAUGAAUGUAGGUAGCAAUCCAUUCCAAGAAAACGUAGCUUCAUUUUUCAGACCUUUGAAAGUGUUUUGAGUACGUGAUUUUGCGAUGAAAAUAGUAAACAGAUCAUUGAAUGAACAUGGGUGCAUUAUCUGAUCAGGGGAAGGGCAGGAUUUUUGGAAAGUUUAUGUCAUUGCACGAGCCACAGGCGAGUGCAACUACGAAAUAAUGCCAAGUGAACCCUGUACAUUCUUGCCGCUGAUAAAUAAUUUCGUCUUGUUAGAUUUAAACAUGCAUUCACCAAACUAUCUGUGGAAUAGAUUCUGCGUAGCCCCAGCCGUGCCAAACUAGUCCGGCGCUGGAUCGCAUCAAAUUAAAGUGAAUUAGAGUGGAGUAGAACGAAAAACAGACGUAGUUGAACAGAAUGUUCAUAGCUUGUGCGGGUAAAGAGUAAAAAUUUUAACGAAGCGAUAAAUUAGUCUCUUGGGAGUGCAAACUCAAAACGCAUUUCUAUGGUUGUAAACAGAAACACAGAACUAACUAUUUACGCCCGAAUUUCGGGAAUCUCGGUUUAAAUGGCCAACAUCCCUUGAUUCUCUUAACGCCACCUAUAUAAAUACAGUAUUGGUUUCUCAGAUUCGGAAGUGGUUCCUUAUCGUCGUCCAGCCAGUAUAAGGAUAAAGGCGUCCGAGAAUUCUGGAGUGAAGAUGUGAGCAUUGAUCUCAAUAGUGCGAUUCCAAUCAGAUAUUUUCAGCCAAUCACAGACGACUUUGAUACCGCGAUAUAUUGGUAUGCCCUUUGGAAGUAGAUAUACUAUGAUAGGAUCACGAUGCGUGAUACAGUUACUGCAGACUCGUGGCGGAGGUUAAAAAACCAGUCGCUCUGUUUGAAGUUAAAAUGAAAUGUAUUUUCAUUUUCCUGUUCGUUUCAAUUCUUGAGUUUUUGACCGUGAAGGGGAGUGCUGCAGGUAAGUUUACUUAUUUCCCUGUUUCAAGCCGAAUUGCUUUUAAAACGAAGUGCUUUAGUCAUUUACCCGCGCAGUACGUGUUUUUGCACGGCUGUGCAGUCUCCUGUAUGGAAUUCUGCAAGUCUCGAUUCAAGUCCGAUUCGCAUGAGCCGUAUAUGUUUAAUUAAUAUACUUAAUUAUAGUUUCUGGCUGUUUAUACAGCCAGUUGGUCACACGGUCGAUGCCGUUGCACUUAGGGACACAUCUACCGUUACAGCGAGGACAAUUUAGCGUCACAACAGUUUGAUAAGCCGAUUCAAAAUAAAUAAAAUGAUCUCAUUCACCACACGCUCACACCGAAGCCAAUGUUUGAGAGAAUUCACAGGCGUAAGUCUUGGUCCAAAGCGUCACUUAUAUACACCAUUAUGGGAUAACUGAUCCAUUAAUCUGUCGGUAUGCGUCGCUUUCUAGUCAAUUGAUGUUCGCAGUGUUCUUGUCACGACCUACCGGGAAGUACAGGAAGGGAAGUUUUCAGUCUUCCUCAAUUUCUCACGUAAAUUGCAUGUAGUUAUUCUGUGUAAAGAGGAAGUCAGGAAAAAUUGUGUACCGCGGAGAAUGAAUGAUGAUGAUAAUGAUGCUCUGACGUUGGCCAACGCCUGAAACGUCAACUUUGAAAAUUUUUACGUUAGCCCAUUUACGUUAUCAACUCGGUUGAUAAUAACAAAUCACCCUAAUAUAAAGAGAUCGGUAGUUUGUGCAAGUUGUCGCACGUUCAGCAAGACAAGAAUCAUCCUACAGCGGGGAAGUUUGCGUAACACCCGUUAGUAAAAAGCGAUUCUACGUCGAAGAAAACCAUGAUUUUGUUGACUUGUAAUUCUUGGUGGCUAAUAGUGGACACAAAAUAAGCGGGGUUGGUGACCGUGUAAUUUGACUUAACCUUUUCACUCUCAAUAUCUCAUUAGUAAUUCUCCUUACUGAAUGCUGUACAAUUCUAACGACUUAAGUUCGGAGAAUUUGUUACUGGAUCAACUAAUAAUCCCCUAAUUGAUAGUUAUGCCCGUCUAUUCCCAUGAUGAGUGCAUAAUUUAAGAUACGAUACUGCAUUCCUUCCUUUUCUCACAAGGACACUUAACAUGAUCUUUAUCGUCCAGCACUCAACAAAACUCCAAAUAUUUACAAAAAUAGGCAUGCACUCCAAGAAUAGCACAAAAGCGUCCUUCACGACUUAUAAUCGUAGAUCAGUCGCUAUGAAACCAAAUCCUUAGUUACAAUACUCCUUAGUUCAAAACAAAGCCCUUAAAUCUUGCUGAUCUCCGAAUCUGACGCAUCGACCCCCGCACCUCCUGAUGCUGUCGAAUCUCUUGAUCCUUAUAGCCAACAUCUACUCGUUCAUUUUCCAUGUUUACUUCCGCGUCCGAUGUGCCUUUCUCAUGUUCUUUCCCAGCGUCUGCGAGAGCGUUUCCAUUUCCUCCGUUUUCUACCGAGCUGUUGGAACCUUCCUGGGGUAUGGUAAUUUUUCAAAAAAAACUUGGCAGUUUGUUAUUUUUCUCCGCCCUCAGGAGCACUACAUCACCAAUUUUAGGAGACUUUGAAACCGCACCUCUCUUCUCGUCUACGUAAGCCUCUCCUUUGAACUCCCUUCACCAGUCCCUUUCACGAACCCCUUCAUUAGAAACAAUCUCUCUCUCUCCUCAAUUCUGGCAGUUUGGACCUCUGAACUCGCACUUGUCGUCAAGAACUGUUAACCCCACCCCACUCAUCUAAGUCUAUGUAACACCACAAAAAGACCUUUGUCCUAUUCCUUAAUGCCACGCCCAUAUACAACUGCGUCAAAUAGUUUUUGUCAAUGCUUUAUUAAGUUCACUGUACUGCCGUUAGGAGUUGCUUCUUAGUAAGAAUAUUACAAGUUUUUUAAUACAGUAGUUGGGUUUGUUGGAGAAUAGUGUUCAUUCUGUCGGUUAAAUUACACCGUAACAUUCCUGAAAUCCUAUGUAUCCUUUAAAUCCUCUUCACAAAUGUCAAGUCUAUCAUUUUAUCCGGUUAUACUGCCACGACUUACAACACACUUAGAUUAAUAUUCAUAUCAGUUAAAUAUAUUUCACAAUAUUAAUAUUCAUAGUUAACAUACAGUGAUGCAAUCAUGCCGAUCCAUUCCCAUGAUGAAUGCAUACUUAAGAUACGACAUUACACCUGUCUUGAUCAAUGUUUUCAUUUUAUAAUGUCAGGUGUCGUCAUCUAGAACUACGUUGAUACGACCUUUGUCGGCUGGUAAGGUCUCGAUAGAGUCAUCCUGUUUGAGAUCUUUAAGGGCUUUUUCGCAUUUCAUUCGCGAUGUUGGGCGUAGGUGGUUUGACUUGUUGCAGAAAUCAGUUUACACAUCUUCUCACAGAGUUCACUUGCUAAGGGUCAGGUUUUCUAAUCGCUGAUUCGACUCAAGCAACUAUUUCAGUGCCAGGAAUAUUUAACCAAGUACCGUUCAUAUAAGUUGAUAACCUUUUUGUUUCUGUCAACGGGAGGUUGCUAUGUCAAUAUUAGUUGGUUGCACAAGUAUUAGAAACUUGCAUUAUUGCCGUUUUCUAGUGGCAUCAAAUAUAACCUCUGAGUAUUAGCUCUGAUCUUUAAAGUAUAUUUCUAGCGUCACUUGCCAAGAUAAUGUGGCUGUUAUGCUCCUGACAAUGGACACACCAAUGAAAACAAACUAAGCUGCUAUGAAUAGCGACACUUAAACUUUCGACCUCGUCGCCUAAGGAAGACCAGCGGUAUCGCAGUUGAAACGUCACGAUCUUCAUUUUUUAUCACGUUGACUCUUACAUCGUGAGACAAACGAUUAAAUAUUCAUUUAUCUAUAAAACCACGAUGAACAACAACAUUUUUUGUAAAAAAAUGAUUUUUUAUUUAUUCUACAGCUUUUUGGCACAAGCAAAAUACCUCUCCAGUUUGUUUCGGCGCCAAGAACAACCAAUUUGGCAGUUUUACGGCUACAACUGGUUCUAAAAGGCUGGCUGCCGUAAAGCUGGUUCACCUGUACGGUUAUGUAACGUGUCACAAACAAAAAGUCUCCUAUUGGUCUUACUGGGGCUGUGGCUCGAAUGCCUUGGUACGGGAAUUGGUUAAUGUUGUCAUAACAACCUCGACUGACCAAAUCAUUUUGCCAGCAAGCCAGCUCAUUGUACGUGAUAAUGCUAAGUGGUCCAAAAUUCCUACAUAUAACUCAUUAUCUCCAGAGUUGAUAUUAUCGUCUCUCAACCCCACCCCCGUUGCCUUGAACCAACAGUUACGCUUGUGGUAUGGGGAGGAUCUAAUGAACUCCACCGAAGGAGAUAAUGAUGGCACUGUAUGCGUUGAAGUUUAUGCACUUUUCGUCUGA